UCUCUCAUCACAUAACAUAUAACAUUUCCCUUACGUACACAUAUAGAACUCCAAAACAGAAACAACAUAUAUACACUUUAGAUACAAAACUAGCUCUCUGAAUAAACUUCACAUUUUGCUUAAGAACGUGCUUGAUUCUAGUAGCUUAGGGAUGACAACAAACUCUUCUCAUCUAGCCUCACUAAAUGACAAGGAUUUCCUUGAACUAGUAUGGGAAAAUGGUCAAAUUCUUGGAGCAAAAGUUACAUCAUCAAAUAGAACAACAACACAAAACACACCUUUGUGCAUAGGGUAUUCAACAAACCCUUCAAAUAACAAGGAAGAUGUGAUCAUCAAUAACACUACAAAAAGAAGAACAAACUCAAACUCAUCACUUUUGAAUCAUUUCUCAGCUCAAAACCUCAGCUCAUCACACAUUGAUUUUCAAUCCUCUCAAAGCAAGACUUUUCAUAAACCAAAUGAAAAAUUCCAACAACCUCACAUGUAUUCAACUCCACUCAAGAAACAAAGAUUGGAUUAUUCAAACUCAAAGAAACAAAACUUGGGGUGUGAUCAAAGAACAGGAAUAGUUAACUUCUCCAACUUUUCUAUACCAGCAAUGUUUCUCAAAUCAAAUAAUCACCAAAACAGUACAAGAAUUAAUGUAUCAAAAGAAGUAGUAAUUGAAUCAGCUAAAGAUUCAUCACAACAACAUGGUGUAAGAAAAUUUCAACAACAAAAGACUUUAACUUUAACAGCUGCUAACAAAUUAUCAAACCAUGAUGAACACUCUGAAACUGCAGCGAGUCAUAAAAGUACACUUGAUGAUCAAUAUAAUAACAACCAAAUCCAGAAAUCAGAAGCACUUAAAGGAAAGAGAAAAGCUUGUGGUAUUGAACAACCAUCUUCUGUAUGUUCACUUGAAGCCUCAAAUGAUCCAAACUUUAGUUUCAAAAGACAUGAUGAGGACACAGUCGACACCAAUGAUUCACCAUAUUUAAGUGAUGAUGAUGAAGAAACACCAGAAAAUAUGAUAAAGGAAAAACUAGCUCGUGAAGGCAAAAGAAGCUUCAAGAAUUCGGAAAUUCAUAAUUCAUCUGAAAGGAAGAGAAGAGAUAAAAUCAAUAAGAAGAUACGCACAUUAAAAGAGCUCAUACCCAAUUGCCAUAAGACGGACAAAGCUUCCAUGCUUGACGAUGCAAUCGAAUAUCUUAAGACGCUCCAGCUCCAAUUACAGAUAAUGUCAAUGGGAAGAGGAAUUUGUAUGCCAAUGAAUCAUCAUAUGAAUAUGAAUAUGAAUAUGAAUGCACAACAUUUAAUAGGUUUUAUGCCACCACAAGUACAGUUUCCUAUUCCACAACAAAUGAGCGGUAGUGGUAAUAGUGUCACAGAUAACAUCAACAACAUAGUUCAGAUGUUUGGUUUUUCCAACCAAUUACCACCACCACCAUUGCCAUUGCCAAUGUCAAUUCCCAAUGCACCUUUUCUUCCUAUCAUUGGAAACUCUAAUUCCACCACAACAAACUCUACUUUUGGCAACAAGAAUCAACCUGCAGACAGGACGUGUGGCUUAUUCUGAUAGGUUAACAACUCCACGUGUCUACUUAAUUUUGUUGAUGUUUCCAACUGUAAUUUUUUUAUAUACUUUGUCAAUUUCCUACCAACGAUAGAGGAAAAUCAAUUUCCUACCAGCUGAUUCAAGUUUUAAAGAGUGUAGAGUUUGUUAACACUGUACAAAAAUUGACUAAUAUCUGAUUUUAGAAUAUCAGUGGUGACUUUGCUGGAAAUGUUUUUAAAUUA
This is a messenger RNA of Cicer arietinum (chickpea), 1779 nucleotides long. RefSeq lists its product as uncharacterized. Gene Ontology annotation, molecular function: protein dimerization activity; DNA-binding transcription factor activity. The record is from RefSeq and is a predicted model, not a curated record. Gene Ontology annotation, biological process: regulation of DNA-templated transcription. Lineage: Eukaryota; Viridiplantae; Streptophyta; Magnoliopsida; Fabales; Fabaceae.